AUGACGACGACCGAUUCCUUCGGUACCCAGAGGGUCCGCCGACUCUCCAGUCUCGAGGCCUCUCGGGCCGACCUGUACGGCGGCCCCAGCGUCGUCGUGCCGCCCAGACACCUCAUGGCUUCGACCAACGCUCCUGACAUCGCCAUUGAAAUGGAAAUGGCCAAACAGCAUCUGGAAGAGGAGAUUUCCUCAGAAGACGGUUCGCCUCGCGUUGCGUCGCCCGUAUCCAGACCGGUCGUUUCAACCACAGACGAAUUCGCCCUCGCGUUUGACAUUGACGGUGUGCUGUUGCGCGGAGGCAAUGUGAUUCCCGAAGCAAAGGACGCAUUGAAGUAUAUCAAUGGCGAGAAUCCCUAUGGUAUCAAAAUACCGUACAUCUUCGUGACCAAUGGCGGCGGCAAGACCGAAGAAGAACGUUGUCUGGAUCUCAGUCGCCAGCUCGACUUGGACGUCUCUCCGGGUCAAUUCAUCUGCGGACACACCCCCAUGCGGGAAAUGGCGGAGCGAUACAACACGGUGCUUGUCGUCGGAGGUGUGGGCGAAAAGUGCCGCCAGGUCGCCGAAGGCUACGGUUUCAAGGAUGUAGUGACCCCGGGAGACAUCAUCAAGACCAGACAUGACACGACCCCCUUCCGAAGCUUGACCGAAGAGGAGUACAAGAACUCUCGUGUACGCGACUUUAGCAAGAUCAACAUUGAGGCCAUCUUUGUCUUCGCCGACAGCCGCGACUGGGCCGGCGAUCAACAGAUCAUCCUGGACUUGCUGAUGUCCAAGAAUGGCCGCCUGGACACCCGCUCUGAAACCUUUGACGAGGGCCCUCCGGUCUACUUCUCCCACAACGACGUCGUCUGGUCCACCUCGCACGAACAUGUUCGCAUCGGUAUGGGCGCGCUGCGCGCCUCCCUGGAGGCGCUGUACAAGGCGGUCACUGGAAAGGAACUGUCGACGAUUGCGUUUGGCAAGCCUCAGCUGGGCACGUACGAGUUCGCGACCCGGCUGCUGCAGCAGUGGCGCAAGGACACGCACGGAAUCAACAAGCCGCCGCGCACCGUGUACUUCGUCGGCGAUACGCCCGAGUCGGACAUCCGGGGGACAAACGAGUUCAACGAGAUCAGCGACGCCCACUGGUACUCCAUCCUGGUUAAGACGGGUGUCUACCAGGAGGGCACGAUCCCCCGAUACCCGCCGAAGAAGGUCUGCAGAGAUGUCUUGGACGCGGUCCAGUUUGCGGUGGAGCGCGAGGCGGCCAAGCGAAGCGAGGAGUCUGCCAUCGCCGAUGAUGAUGAUGUUGAUUCAGGGAUUGACUCCGAGUCAGCUAACGUACAUAGCUGA
Molecule: messenger RNA, 1332 nt
Organism: Aspergillus terreus NIH2624
Lineage: Eukaryota; Fungi; Ascomycota; Eurotiomycetes; Eurotiales; Aspergillaceae
Product: phosphatidyl synthase
Exons: 2
Coding region: 1-1332 (443 amino acids)
Biological process (GO): glycerophospholipid biosynthetic process
Cellular component (GO): mitochondrion
Source: RefSeq, a predicted model, not a curated record